AUGCAUGUCUCAUUAGCUUUCGAUUACACCCAUCCCCACCAGUCAGUCUUUUUCAAAUGUCACAUAUCUUCAUCACUGGUCACUUCUAUUGCUGCAAUUUCCGAUUCGAACUCGGUGGUGAAAGUCGAGGACUCCCCCACCCCGUCUGCAUUGGCAUCCGCUGAUGCAGAUACGCCCGCGCCUGAUGCUGGAGGCGCGGCCACGGCGGUUGCGGGCCGGAAACGCAAGCUGAACAGCAAUUCCGCCCGGGGUGUCGCCAAUCUUACCCCGGAACAACUAGCUAAGAAGCGAGCCAAUGAUCGCCAGGCCCAGCGCGCAAUUCGCGAGCGCACGAAGGCUCAUAUCGACUUGCUCGAACAGCAAGUCCGCGAUCUUUCAUCGCAGAAACCGUACUUGGAUCUUCAGGCUGCGCUGAAGCAGAAUGAAGCCGUUCAAGUGGAGAACAGAGAACUUAAGCAGGGGUUGAAAGCAGUCCUGGAGAUCAUACAACCCCUGUUAGGAGACCAGGCAAAGCCCGCAUUCCGGCAGAUAUACUUACCUCAGACAUGUUCUAGAUCUUUUAGCGUCGGCAGCCGCUUCCACGAGCGCCAAACCCAUGCCCUCGAUAUCCGUGACCCUGCGGGCACGCAGGCCCCUCCCUCCUCCACACCCCUCACAUUCUCGCCCACUGCAGGUCGGCGGAAUUUAACGGCCGCUGGUCCGGCUUCGUUUCGCAUUGCGUUUGAUUACCAGCGACAUAAUUUAGCCCAUGGCCUCGACUUCGGCGGCACGGAUGAGCGGAUGGGAUUCAAUUUCUUGCUCGAUACGUCGCAACAGGUGCCCAAGGUGGAUGGAUUUCGUCGUUGCUCCGAGGCACCCAGACCAGCCCCUGCGAGCACAGCCUCGACUUAUCCAGCACCUCUACCUGCAGGCGCGACGACGGAGCAACCGCUGUCCCUGCCUGCGCACUUGACUCCAAUCCGGAACAUCGCGCCGACCUGCACACUAGACGCUAUCCUCAUGGAUUUCUUGCAUCAUCGCCAGCAAGAGGCAGCAAAGGGUGUACCGAAACAGAAUCUUGUUGGCCCGUCGUAUCCUAGCGUAUCGUCCUUGCUUAAUCCAGAAAAGAGUGUGUACUCACAUCCUUUGUCGAAAGUGUUCACCGACAUUCUGCGCACAUUCCCGGAUAUCGCAACAUUGCCGGAGCAAGUCUGUGUUCUUCUCUUGAUGUUCCUCUUAAUGCGAUGGCAAAUAUAUCCAACUCCAGAGAAUUACGAGCGAUUGCCUGAAUGGCUGACCCCCCGUCCAUCGCAGUUGCUCACUCCGCAUCCGGCAUGGAUUGACUAUUUGCCUUGGCCGCGCAUGCGAGAUCGCUUGGUCAUGACGUAUCGAGACUAUCCGUUCGAGAACUGGUUCAUACCCUUCACACGGACUCUGUCGGUCAACUGGCCAUAUGAAGCAACCGAUUGUCUGCUGUCUACUGGUGAUGGUGACGAUUUGAUUAUCAAUCCUGUCUUUGAAAGACAUUUCCGAAACCUUAGCAAUUGGUCCCUCGGCCCGGCGUUUGCGGAGGCAUACCCUUCGCUGGUAGAUACAACCAAGAUCAAAUAA
Aspergillus brunneoviolaceus CBS 621.78 is the source of this 1590-nucleotide messenger RNA. RefSeq names its product bZIP transcription factor. Bases 1 to 1590 code for a protein of 529 amino acids. The transcript has 4 exons. Lineage: Eukaryota; Fungi; Ascomycota; Eurotiomycetes; Eurotiales; Aspergillaceae. Gene Ontology annotation, biological process: regulation of DNA-templated transcription. Gene Ontology annotation, molecular function: DNA-binding transcription factor activity. The record is from RefSeq and is a predicted model, not a curated record.